Messenger RNA from Pseudozyma flocculosa PF-1, 381 nucleotides. RefSeq lists its product as uncharacterized. Lineage: Eukaryota; Fungi; Basidiomycota; Ustilaginomycetes; Ustilaginales; Ustilaginaceae. The record is from RefSeq and is a predicted model, not a curated record. The coding region runs from base 1 to 381 and encodes 126 amino acids. The transcript is spliced from 2 exons.
AUGGCCUCGUUCCUCCGCAGCUCGUCUUCUUCCCUCGCCGUCGCGGCCCUCAGCCGCCGCGCCCUGACGGCCCCCGCCCGCGGCUUCGCCGUCUCCUCGGCCUCGCGCACCUCGGACCCGCGUGUGCUCGACAACGACACCCUCUCGGGCGCCUCGGUCAAGGCCGACAAGCACGACAAGGACCCGCACACGCUCCAGAAGGAGCACGCCCAGUCGGCCAACGUCGGCGCCGGCCACUCGGGCCAGGGCGGCUCCAAGCUCACCGCCUCGCCCAAUGACGCCCCCACCCAGAGCGAGGACGCCGUCCACGCCGAAAAGCACACAAAGACGCCCGAGCAGCUCCAGAAGGAGACGGCCGAAAAGGUCUCCAAGUCGAGCUAG